This is a messenger RNA of Tribolium madens (black flour beetle), 2880 nucleotides long. RefSeq names its product myogenesis-regulating glycosidase. The transcript has 4 exons. Gene Ontology annotation, biological process: carbohydrate metabolic process. Gene Ontology annotation, molecular function: hydrolase activity, hydrolyzing O-glycosyl compounds. Bases 344 to 2821 code for a protein of 825 amino acids. Lineage: Eukaryota; Metazoa; Arthropoda; Insecta; Coleoptera; Tenebrionidae. The record is from RefSeq and is a predicted model, not a curated record.
ACAGUAAAAUUAAUUACCAAAUAUUUACGUCUUGAUUUUGUUUGGCUUUUCUUACGUCGAGCCACUGUACCAUCAAAGCCGUUAUCGCGAGAGUAAAACAUACAAAUUAACACUUUUUACCGAAACCGCAAAACAUCACGUGAAUUAAGUAUUAAAUUUUUUCAGUUGUGGAAAAUGUUUCCGAUUUUCGCAUUACUCCAACUCCGUCAUUACGUGUAAUUACUGAGAACAUGAAAUGAAUUUUAAUUGUUUUGUCAUCGAUACAUCAGAGAAAUAAGCGUAAGAAAACGCAUUACUGUGAUAUGUUUUUAGUGUUGCUUCUGUAGUAGAAAUAGUUAGAAAUAUGUUUAAAACCUAUGAAGAGAUUCCGAUUAUUGUAGUGGACCCACCACCAAUGGAACCCCAGAAUACCACACAAGAAACGUCCCUCAACAUUGAGGAAAAAGAUGAGGAAAAAACGGGAGAAACAGAACGAAGAUUAUCCUUGAGGAGGAAUAGCAUUUCGCUACCGAAUCUGGAUGAUCUUCAAGUACUCAAGCAACACGUUCAGAUUGCUAAUGAUGGAGACGAGGACACGGACAGCGAUUAUGAGCUCCCGCCAACCAGUAGGACUCCUCUACGUAAUGCUAGACGGAAGUCUGUCACAAGUCCUAGAAUGCUCAAACCGCCAGUCGAUGAUGAAUCCGGAAGUAAUUCCCCCGCAAACUCAAUCACAUCAAUCAACUCUUUGGCAAGUUUGCUUCGGGAAAAAAUGCAGAUGCUUCCAGCCACUCUCCGCAAAAAGAAAACCCCCGACUACAAGACUCGCAUUUUCGUGGCGCUGCUUUUUAUAACCAUCGUUGUGCUCAUCUUCUGCGCCUAUUUUCUCUACCACCAGAAAGUCCUCCAGAAAGCCUACUUCCAAAAAAUUAAAUUCAAUAAAAUCAAACGGUUGAUGAAAAUUUACAACACGGAAGGGGUUGAAAUAAUCCGAGCCCGUCUUGGGACUACCAUCAAGUACGACAAGGCUUUACCAUGCCUCCCAAUCGAUGAGAAACACGAUGGUAGUAUUUGCUUCGAAUGGAUGGGCAAUGCGCGGUUGUAUCUCCAGUACUACCAACUCAACCCCGAAGUCAAAUGUUACAACUUGCAAUGGAUUGCACUGAAUGAUGGUAUGUCACCCACUGAUUGUUUCAGUUUAGGGGAUGACCAUUGGUACGGUGGGGGGCAAACAGCGGAGUCAGCAUGGCCUCUAGAGAAGGGUAACCAUGAUUUCGCCCCAUUUAUCACAGGGAGGGUUGAUAAACACGAAUAUGGCAACGUUUUGAAGCGGUAUUUUAUCAGUGCCAAAGGGGUGGCUGUUUUAGUUGACGAUAAAACGCCACUGCAAGUCUCGAUUUCAAGCACUGACAACAAGGAAUUGUGUCUAAGAGCAAAAUAUGACGAUUUUGCUUAUGUCAAUCGCUUGACGAAGACGGCGAAUUUGAAUUACAGUAUUUGCACUAGUACGGAUAUGACAAAACUACAUUCAAACUUAGUCGAAAACGCCCUCUGGGAUGGGUUAAAACUUGAAGACAUGAACGUUGUAAACUCACUUUUGACGGAACCUUUAUGGGAAAUCACUUCGUCAAGUAAAAGCGAGUUGACCGAGGAAACAAUUUCGAAUUACACCGACAACGUCAUCGCGUUAGGAUUCCUCAAACAGGGCCAUGUCCUUAUUAACGAAUUUUGGCAAAAAAAUGUGGGCGAUUUUGAGGUCGAUUCCGAGCGUUUUCCAGGCCUUGAAGAGGUGAUAACUGUGAUGCACCGUCGAGGAUUCCGAAUCGUCUUCUCCAUCCAACCAUUUAUUUCCACCGAAAGUUACAACUUUGGCGAAGCUGUAAAAAAACGUCUGCUGGUUUCGGAACGUUUCAGCGACCGGAGAAUUCCAGCUUUGACUCGGUACAAAUCAUCCCAAAGUGCCGGUGUUCUAGAUCCGACUAACAACAAAACAAUCCCUUGGCUUCUGGCCAAACUGAAAUCAGUGGUUGCGAAGUACAAAUUCGAUGCCUAUUACCUCGAUUUAGGCAUUGCGUACAACAUGCCCCACUAUUACCAGUGCGAGAAGCCUUUAAUUAACCCAGAUCAGUAUAAGACCUACUUCAUUAAUAAUCUGCAAAGUAGUGUGAGUUUAUUUGGGGUGAAUAGCGCUGUUGAACGGCCCAAAGCCCCAACUUUUGUCUCUUUGCCUCAAUUUGAGUCGUCAUGGGACGGUUUAAGGAGAGUCAUCCCUACUAUACUCACUUACGGUCUCUUGGGGUACCCUUUUCUGAUUCCCGGCGCUGUCGGGGGUGAUGUUGAGUCUCCAGAUACAAUUUUUUACGCUAAUUAUAGUUCAGAACUCCUCCCGGAUAAAGAAUUGUACGUUCGGUGGUUACAACUAGCGACUUUUUUACCGGUUAUUCGAUUCACUCACUUACCGAGUACUUUUGGGGACGAUGUUAUGGAUAUGGCGAAGAUUUUGACUUCUCUGAGGCAAACUAAGGUCACCCCUUUGUUGAAAAAGUACGCGAAAACUUCACUCGAUACGGGAUUACCGUUGAUAAGGCCUUUGUGGAUGUUGGAAUAUAAUGAUACAGCAUGUCAUGUUGUUGCUGAUGAGUUCUCGAUUGGGGAAGACUUGAUUGUGGCUCCUGUUUUGUAUUCUGGGGCAAGGGAAAGGGAGAUUUAUCUGCCGGCAGGGGUUUGGAAAGACGGCAUUGAUAAUAGUCUAAGGAAAGGAAGUCGAUGGAUUCAUGAUUAUAAAGUAGAACAAAAUGAAAUUGCGUAUUUUGAAAAAAUGCCCGAUGAUACAAGAUUCUAAUUCAGUAUUAUUUAGUGUUAAGGAAAACGCUUAUUUUACGAAUAAAUAUUUAUAUAAUC